Molecule: messenger RNA, 2789 nt
Organism: Exophiala xenobiotica
Lineage: Eukaryota; Fungi; Ascomycota; Eurotiomycetes; Chaetothyriales; Herpotrichiellaceae
Exons: 1
Coding region: 151-2166 (671 amino acids)
Cellular component (GO): cytoplasm
Molecular function (GO): protein binding; guanyl-nucleotide exchange factor activity
Source: RefSeq, a predicted model, not a curated record
UGGUACCUUUGUGACAGGCCAUUGCAAGGCCCCAGAGGUGCCAGGCGUAGCAUAUCACAACACUCUGCUCAUGGCCCUCUCCCUUUUGUCCAGGUUUGUUCUUCAUAAAACAACAAACCACCUCUAUCCCAUCUCUGGUGUUUGCCAAAGAUGCCUCUCAUAGAUCUGCCCGAGGACGUUCUGACUAUUGUUCUCUCUCAUCUGCAACCUCGAGACUAUCUUGCAUUCUGUCAGGUUUCAAAGGCAAUCUAUCCAGAGUACCGGCAAGCCUCCUUUUAUUGGCGAAUCCAGACCUCCAAUACCUUCCGUCUUCCAAUCAGCCCUUUGCUUGCUGCCGAUGGCCCACGCUGGUACUGGCUCUACAAGCGUCUGAAGACCCAGACUCAACUCUAUACCUGGGGUCAGGGGUUGAAAGGCAAUCUAGGUCCCGGGCGAGCUCUUCCCACUCCACAUCGAGGAUUGGCACCUCCAAGGAUACUCCCGCGUGUUCGGCCAUACCCAGCCCAGAUCUUUCAAAGAACUUCAUCAAGUUGGCCAACAGCGACCCACGUGCCUGACGAAGUGGGAGUGAUAGCUGACCUGCAAUGUGGGGGCUGGUCAACCUCAAUUCUUUCGUCUCAUGGACAGCUCUAUACUGUCGGUAUCAUCGAUUCCCUCAACGGCAUCCCUGUAGGGCAGUCCACCAAAGAGUUCACUCGACUCGAGUACCUGACCCAGAGUACCUCUGCAGUCCGUCAGUUCUCAUCGGGCAGACGUCACAUAUUGGCCUUGACUGAUGAUGGUGAGAUCAUCUCUUGGGACAGAAUCAACGCCAAGGGACUGAAAAUCUUCCCCAGAGGCGGGAGAGAUUUUGGAGGAAAACCUACCAGAGUAGCCGCAGGAUGGGAACAAAGCUCCGCUUACGUACCUGAAGCUGGACUCAUAUUCUGGGAACCUCUUCGGAACAACCAGACCGAUGAAAUGGAAGAUAGCGUUCACGUCAAGGAGAAGACCGUCCCUGGAACAGCACGACGGACGACCGACGAUGGCUACGUCGUUGCCGUCAAGCAUAUUGUGCUGAUGGACUUCUUAGUCUGGAUCACCAGCGACUCGAAAAUCUAUGCCUGUGACAUGCAUGUUGAUAAUCCUGAACAGGAAGAGCCAACGAGUUCUCCCUUUGAGGUUCCUGGUUUCAGUGCGACAGACCGCGAGUUGAAGGACAUCCAAGGCCAGUUCCAGAGAUUCGGUGUUUUCACGGCAUCUGGUGAAGUCCUUGCAGGUGAUGUUGACUAUCUCAGACGAUGUGCAGAAGCCAUAAAGGACCAGCCUGAUCUACUAGAGUCCAGAAACUGGUCUAUCAUGACAGACCUGCUUGCUUCCCGACCCCGAGAUGUUCCCGCACUCCAGCAUACAGGAGUCAUCGGCCUGGCCUACGGUGACUAUCAUUAUCACGCUUUGCACGCCAACGGAAAGAUCACCUCUUACGGUACGGAACCACAACGUUGUGGCUCUCUAGGUUUGGGAGAUCUGCAGGCAGGUGCACGUUUCCGUGGGCUUUAUCGGCGAAAUCCUGUCUCCCGCGCAGACGCCUACGUAUGUGACACCGCUUAUCUUCGCGGCCGUCAAGUCUGGUUCGAACCUCAACGCAAAGACUGGCUUCAGUGGUUGGAAGAGCGGCUACGACUGCUCGAUGUCAAAGUCGACGGUCGUACAGCUCUGGAAAUAUUGCAAGAUGGCAGCAACGAGCAGGCGGCUUUUAGCGAAUGGAUUGAGCAAGAGGGCAAACACUGGGAUGAAGGGCCUGCCGCUACGCCCGAUCGCCUGCUCCAAAAGAACAGCGAGGAGAAGCGAAGUGCAGGUGACUAUUCCCAUCUCGGUGCCUACUUCUCUAUCGCCAUUGCCGCGGCAGGAUGGCACAGUGGUGCACUUGUUCUUGUCGAUGAGGAUCAGGCACAUGAGGUCCGAAGCCUGUGGGUGGUAGCGAAACACCACGACGACGACGAUAGUAAAUCGCGACCAAUGCCUGGUGCCUUUGAGAGCCUCAACGUCAAUGAAGAGGAGUAUGUCUGGACGAGGGAUGGUUUCCCCAGGGUGUGCUUGCCGAAUGGGGUCGAAUUGCCUGGAGAAGGCCAGGUCCGUCCCUGGAGAGAUGGCAUGCCAACCAUGCGAGACUUGGGCCUGGAGUAAGCCGCGUCGUUUCUGUCAUCCCCUAUAAGCGGACUGGAAACGGAAUGCAUUGUAGGAUGAUGAAGACAAACGAAAUGGAACAGAUCAGUUGCAGCAGUGGACCGCCCUGGGGUGGACAGUCUCCGGUGCAACGAUGGCGAGAGAGGGUAUGACACUACGAUGUAAUGAUCACGACGACGAAGGCAAACUCCAUGUCUCUUACCUCCUCGAUAAAGCUGGUGAUGUCUGACGGCAAUGAGACGUAUGCUUCUGGUCACCUCGAAAAUCGAGCCUGAAGCAACUUUUCCACAGUCCCACGGGAUUGGGAGUCCUUCUUUGCGCCCAUUUACUCAGAGUCAGAAUCCUCUUGCCUUGUAGCUUUACUCCACUAGACGGCCCUGCCUUGCCUAGAGCGCAGCGAUGCGACAUGAGCUUCGGAAGGCCGUUGCCAGGCCGCGUACCGCCGUAAUGUUGUUAUGGUCACUCGGGCCAUGCGUAGGAAUCGCAACCCUGGAGCAAAUCGAGUUCACAAUUGUAGAUCAAGAGAUCGGGUAUCAAGUCUACAUGUAUCUUGUCCGAAACCGAGCGCCCAUGCCGAAUCCCAUGCCCAUAAAAUCAUAGAAAUACAUGCCUUCGCCCUCUAA